This is a messenger RNA of Aspergillus steynii IBT 23096, 560 nucleotides long. RefSeq lists its product as uncharacterized. The coding region runs from base 85 to 381 and encodes 98 amino acids. The record is from RefSeq and is a predicted model, not a curated record. NCBI's taxonomy places the organism in Eukaryota, Fungi, Ascomycota, Eurotiomycetes, Eurotiales, Aspergillaceae. The transcript has a single exon.
UUCCAUCAACUUUCCUGCCUCAUAGGAAAGAACACAAAAAAUUCGGCAUGCAGGGCACAUGCCGGACCACGGACACACGCGGCAAUGGCGUUACGGAUAAAUAUGGCGGACGAUCAUCUCGACACUGCUUGCAAAGUCAACCUGUCGGGCUGUCCGGUCGAAUUUCCAAAUGGCAUCAAAGGUUUCAAUGAUGCCUUUCUCACUCUCGCUCUCACUCUUACACACUCUUUCUAUCACUACUAUAUACCCCGAACAUACAUGUUCAUCUUGUUUACUUCGAGGGGAGCUAACAUGGCAUGCACCAUCUAUCCCCUCUCAAUAUAUUAUCCCAUUUUAGACUUCUUUCGCAUAACCAGCUUUCACAGUGAAUGGCGCUCUUGACGAACUAGGAAUUAGGAUUGGAUGCAGGCUUUUCUUUUUGAAAGUAUAUUUUGGUUUUCUUAUCACUUUCUUUGUCUAUAUACCUUUUCCCCUCGCCUUUUCAUUCGUUGGUUUGAGUUUGAUGGACAUAUCAUAUUUCGUCCGGUAAAUUAGAUACUGCGAUGUAAUUUAAUUAGUGC